Messenger RNA from Chionomys nivalis (European snow vole), 2076 nucleotides. It is a transcript of the gene Acod1, whose product is annotated as aconitate decarboxylase 1. The transcript is spliced from 6 exons. Bases 1 to 1713 code for a protein of 570 amino acids. The record is from RefSeq and is a predicted model, not a curated record. Gene Ontology annotation, molecular function: lyase activity. NCBI's taxonomy places the organism in Eukaryota, Metazoa, Chordata, Mammalia, Rodentia, Cricetidae.
AUGGCUAUAACAAAAGCAAAAGAGAAGAAAAUAGAAGGAAGGGUUGAGUAUAAAGGCACCCAGCUGGUACAGGUGCACAGCCAGCGGCAGCUCCUCCUGCAGUUCACUCCUGAGCCAGAGCCCCCGCCUCCAGAACGACAUGAUGCUCAAGGCUUCGCUUCACUGUCCUCCAUCAUCCUCUGCCAUCGUCAUCGGCUAAGCAGCCUGCGUUAUCAGUGUGACUGGGCAAAGGCCUUAACUAUUGCAUAUUUCCACAUCCUCUCUGUCACAGAGAGCUUCGCCAGCCUGAUUCACGGCUUGAAGGUGGACCACCUGACGGAUGGUGUCAUUCGGAGGAGCAAGAGGAUGAUUCUGGAUUCUCUGGGUGUUGGUUUCCUGGGAACAGGCACAGAAGUGUUCCACAAAGUCACCCAAUAUAGUAAAAUCUACAGUUCCAAUACCUCCAGCACCGUUUGGGGUCGACCAGACUUCAGGCUCCCACCCACAUAUGCUGCUUUUGUGAACGGCGUCGCUGUUCACUCCAUGGAUUUUGAUGACACGUGGCACCCAGCCACCCACCCUUCCGGGGCAGUCCUGCCAGUCCUCACAGCUCUAUCAGAAGCCCUGCCUCAGACUCCAAAAUUUUCUGGCCUUGACCUGCUGCUGGCAUUCAAUGUUGGUAUUGAAGUACAAGGACGGUUAAUGCACUUCUCCAAGGAAGCCAAGGACAUCCCAAAGAGGUUCCAUCCUCCCUCUGUGGUGGGGACUUUGGGAAGUGCCGCUGCUGCAUCCAAAUUUUUAGGACUCAGCUUGACAAAGUGUCGAGAGGCCCUAGCUAUUGCUGUUUCUCAUGCUGGGGCACCCAUAGCAAACGCUGCCACUCAGACCAAGCCCCUUCACAUCGGUAACGCAGCCAAGCAUGGGAUGGAAGCCACAUUUCUAGCGAUGCUGGGUCUCCAAGGAAACAAGCGCAUCUUGGACCUGGAGUCAGGGUUUGGGGCCUUCUAUGCCAACUACUCCCCCAAAGAUCUUCCAAGCCUGGAUUCUCACAUCUGGCUGCUGGAUGAGCAGGACGUGGCCUUCAAGAGCUUCCCAGCACAUCUGGCUACACACUGGGUGGCAGACGCAGCAGCAGCUGUGAGAAAACACCUGGUGAUUUCGGAAGGAGUCCUGCUGCCUGCUGACCACAUCGAGAGGAUUGUGCUCAGGAUCCCCGAUGUCCAGUAUGUAAACAGGCCCUUCCCAGACUCGGAGCAUGAAGCUCGCCAUUCCUUCCAGUACGUGGCCUGUGCCAUGCUGCUCGAUGGUAGCGUCACUGUUCCGUCCUUCCGCAGUGAGCAAAUCAACAGGCCACAGGUGAGAGAGUUGCUCCAAAAAGUGGUUUUGGAACACCCCCCUGACAACCUGCCAAGCUUUAACACACUGUACUGUGAGAUAAGCGUUACCCUGAAGGACGGAACCACCUUCACGGAGCGCUCCGAUACCUUCUACGGUCACUGGAGGAAACCACUGAGCCAGGAGGACCUGCAGAAGAAGUUCCGAGCCAACGCCUCCAGGAUGCUGUCCAAGGACACGGUGGAGAGCCUUAUAAAGGUGGUAGAAAGCCUCGAGGACCUGGACGACUGUUCCCUGUUGACCUCGCUUCUGAAAGGACCCUCUGUCCAAGAGGAGGACACAAAACUAUCCCACACGUUCUCCUUCCCUCACACAAUGUCUAGGUUUACCAAUGUCUAAACAGCUUUGCACCAGAGGAGAUUCAGUUGUUUGCUCUGCUGCUCCAUUCGCCCAGCAAUGAACAGAGCAGAGUAGAGAUAUGAACAGAGAUAUGUGUAUUUGGAAGGAGUCUUGUCCUAUAAUCUUGAGAGACCAUUUCCACUACCUUCCAGAUAAUAUUCAAGAAACAAACAACACAAGAUCAUAUGUGUAUUCACAAAGGUAAAGUCUGAGUCCCCUGCGAUGUGCUUAUUAUCUCUCCUGAGUAAUUAUCUGUUAACUCUGGGAACUUCACAGGUGUGGAGGGAAUUGAACCUGCAUGCUGCUGGCUGCAGGUGGAGCAAGCUCUGGUCUGGGUCACCUCCUGCCCAGAGAGGAUAGGUA